This is a messenger RNA of Dermatophagoides farinae (American house dust mite), 1216 nucleotides long. Its product is annotated as syntaxin-16. The record is from RefSeq and is a predicted model, not a curated record. Gene Ontology annotation, cellular component: SNARE complex; endomembrane system; membrane. NCBI's taxonomy places the organism in Eukaryota, Metazoa, Arthropoda, Arachnida, Sarcoptiformes, Pyroglyphidae. Gene Ontology annotation, molecular function: SNARE binding; SNAP receptor activity. Gene Ontology annotation, biological process: intracellular protein transport; vesicle fusion; vesicle-mediated transport.
UUAAAUAAAUUAUUAUGGCUUGUCGUAGUCACAAUGAAACUUUUAUUCUUUUGAGAAAUAAUGCUCAAAAGAAUCGUUCUUUUUACCGAGAUUUUAAUAAAGAUGAUGAACGUGUCAAAUUAGUCGGAGAUAAUGGCGACGAUGAUGAGGAGAUUUAUGACAUGGAAUUGACCAAUAAUAAGAUUCUCGUAUGUCAAAAUGUCGAACUAGUUCAUGAUGUAGCAUUUCCUUCAUGGAUAUCUUCAUUGGAUGAAUUCCGUUAUGAGUCUUUCUAUAUACGAGAUAAAAUUGAACAAUUGAAAAAAACUCAAUUAGAACAUCUUAAACAGCAAAGUACAGCCAUAUUUGCCGAUGAUGUGGCCAAUGAAAAACUGAAAGAUUACGAAAUGGAAAUCGAUCGCCGAUGUCAAGAUCUAAACGUAUUAUUCAAUCGGCUUCAUUCGAUCGUGAUGCAUUUUAAAACACUGAAAAGUUAUGGCCAGAUGAAUGGCAAUUUGAAACAAACACAAACUCAAGCUCGAAUGGUAUCAAAUAUUUUGAAAAACAUAUUCCAAUAUCAGGUACAAGAAGUCGUUGCUCUUACUCAAUUGUUUCGGUCUUGUCAACGUGUCUAUUUCGAACGACGUAAUGAAGCAACAAAAGUUGAUCCUGAAUUUGUCAUCACAUUUGAUAGCGAUCUAUUGGAAAAAGAAUUAAAUAGUGAUAAUCGAUUUGUGAAAACUUCAUUCGAAGAUGAUACUGUUUUUUUCGCCAAUAAUAAUGAUAAUCAUAAUCAAAUGCAACAGCAGAAACAGUUACAGAUUUCAUUGAAUGAUCAGAUCAAAAUAGAUCAAUCUAUUAAUGACCAUCUUUAUGAACGUGAACGUGAAAUGAAUUCAAUAAUGAAAUCAUUUGUUGAAUUGAACCAAUUAUUUCAAGAAGUUCAAACACUUGUUAUUGACCAAGGUUCAGCAUUGGAUAGGAUUGAUUACAAUAUUGAACAAGUUGAACAUAAAGUCGAAUUGGGAGCAGUAAGUCUUGAGAAAGCACAUCGAAGCAUUAGUCGUGUCCGUAAAUUAAAACUUAUUCUUGGCGCAGGUCUUUUUUUAUUUCUCUUGUUUAUAUUUCUUAUCAUAAGGUCUUGAUUUAUUUAUUUUUUUUCAAAUUAACACACAUAUGAUACAAACACUACUCAUCAUCACUUUUCAUUCCAAUAAUAUAUCAAAGUCAAAAAUUA